This is a messenger RNA of Cuscuta campestris, 3613 nucleotides long. NCBI's taxonomy places the organism in Eukaryota, Viridiplantae, Streptophyta, Magnoliopsida, Solanales, Convolvulaceae. The record is from the annotation of a GenBank genome assembly.
CUCAUAAAAUUCGGUUUUCUCUUCUAAAUUCUCUGCUCCUUCUCCGUGUGUUUUUCCUCUAGGUUUGAUUUCCUCUCCCUCGAAUUUCCUUUUCCGUAUUGCGCAGGAAUUGCUGGAUUUGAACUGCUUUAAACUUGUGCGCGUAUGUGAUUCCGAUGGAGGAGACGAUAAUUGUUAGUAACUUGCAAGCAAAAGAUGGUUGAAUAAAUUUUUUUUGGAUGUCAUGGACGAGAGUGUGGAUGAUGAAGUGAAUGACAUGCUUGCUGUUGAUGGAACACAUUUCAGAAGUAAGGAGAACGAAUACAGUUCAAAAUUUGGUGAGCAUGGUGUUCAGGAAUCACAUGAGGUUGUCAUUCUGAAUGAGGGUAAUAAGCAUGAGAAUCCCUCCCAGUACUUCUUUGAUAUUCUUGAUGGAAACAACAUGGGCAGAAUUGGAUCUUCAGGACAUGCAAGUUCAAGUCCCCGUUGUAUUGAUGAUAAUGAGAUUAUGGUCAGAGAGUUGACAUUCAAAAACUACAAUACUAGAAAUUUAGCGAUAGUUGGCAUUCAAGGAAACAUAGAGAGAGUGCAGACUAGACCUAAUCAAUGGAAAUCUUUAUGCCAAAUAGCUGGGGGAUCAGGAAAAGGAAGCUUACAAAGAGAAACCGCUGACAAAGACAAGUCUUCCACAUUAGUAAAUUCUUUAGAAGGUGAAGAGGACAAGCUGUUCACUGACUUUUUGGAGCAAAACCAGAAAUAUACAAAUGAAAUCCAUAAUUUAGCCAACGGAAAUUCACAGAGUAAUGAUGAUAAAUCUGUUCUGAAUCACAUGCUACUGUCAUCUGGAGGUAUUCGAACAAAAAUUGUAUCGAAUUCUGGGUUUUCUCAAUAUUUUGUAAAGGGUACAUUGAAGGGAAAGGCUACCAUACAUAGAGGCCUAACUACCAGAGAAUUGGGAAAUGAGUAUCUUGACCAUACUCAUUCUGAUUGUGCGAACAUUUCUUUAGGAGAUUCUCCAAGCACAGAUAGUGGUGUGCCUCCUGUUACUUAUGAGGAUGGAAUCAGUUUGAGGGAAUGGCUAAAGGUGAGGAGUUAUAAGCUAACUAAAACUGAAAGCUUGUCUAUCUUCAAGCAAAUUGUGGAUUUGGUGGAUUCUUCUCAUUCUCAGGGAAUUGUUUUACUAGAUUUGCGGCCAUCCUGCUUCAAGUUGUUGCGAUCAAACCAAGCUGUGUAUCUAGGAAAGUCUGUGUUCACCGAGUCCACUAAGAACGUCAUAGAUAGAGAUGUUCCUGAACCAGAGCAGGAUCAAUUGAAAAGGCAACUGGAGAACACCAUGAAUAACACUGUGGAUUACAAUGCUAAAAAACUCAAACUUGGUCAUCCCAUGAAUGCUACCAGAAGAUGGUCUCAAUUCCCACCCGGGUCUAGUGUGAGAUCAGCUCAAAAUAAUAAUGCAGACAUUUCUUGGCCACAAGGUUCUGUGAAUGACGUAAAUGAAGUACAUAAAUUUAAUAGCCAGAGAAAAUUCAGCUCUCCUCACUUGUCCACAAACCCACAACAAUUGUUGACUUCUGGAAGUUGUAUGUUGGAAGCUACGUGGUAUACUAGUCCUGAACAAAUCAAGAAGGGAAGGUGUACAUUUUCUUCAAAUAUAUACUGUCUCGGAGUUCUACUUUUUGAGUUAAUUGGCAUAUCUGACCCUGGAUCUGGAAGAUCUCAUGCCGCUGCAAUGCAAGAUCUCUCUCAUAGAAUUCUUCCACCUAGUUUCCUUUCCGAAAAUCCAAAGGAAGCUGGAUUUUGCCUUUGGUUACUUCACCCAGAACCCUCAUCAAGACCAACUGUAAGGGAAAUUCUUCAAUCUGAAAUUUUAGGUGGGAAAAAAGAUUCCCGAGAUGAGGUACUGUCUUCUAUAAUUGAAGAGGACUCUGAAUCAGAGUUAUUGGUAUACUUCCUUUCCUUGCUGGAAGAGCAAAAACAAAAUGAUGCCUCAAAGUUAGUCGAAGAACUCAAGUGUAUAGAAGCAGAUAUCCAGGAAGUUCUUAAAAGACAGACUAAACAAUCCUCAGUAUCUUUCUCAAGUCAUGCGUCGUUCAGUGUUUCUGGAAGCAGGUACAUUCACAUGAAUGGAAUGAAGUCGAAGAGCAUCCAGCAACUUGAAAGUGCUUACUUCUCUAUGCGAUCUAAGAUUCAGCCUUCCAGUAAUGAUGUAAGAAUGUGUAGAAACGGACAAAUUUUUAACAAUCCAGAGAACAACUAUAUGAAAGAAAUUAAAGGAGUAAUAAAGUCUGAAAACAGUGAUGGUCUAGGAGGUUUCUUUGAUGGUCUCUGCAAGUAUGCUCGAUAUAACAAACUCAGAGUUUGUGGACUUAUAAGAAAUGGAGACUUCAAUAGUUCUGCAAAUGUAAUAUGCUCUUUGAGCUUUGAUCGAGAUGAGGAAUAUUUAGCUGCGGGUGGUGUGUCAAAGAAAAUCAAGAUAUACGAAUACAAUUCUCUAUUAAAUGAUUCUGUUGACGUUCAUUAUCCAGUACUUGAGAUGUCGAACAACUCAAAGCUCAGCUGCGUUUGCUGGAACAGCUAUAUCAGAAACUAUCUGGCCACGAGUGACUAUGAUGGUGUAGUAAAGUUAUGGGAUGCAACAUCUGGUCAAGGGUUUUUUCAUUUGAGCGAGCACAAUGAAAGAGCUUGGUCUGUUGAUUUUUCUCGCAUGGAUCCCACCAAGUUAGCGAGUGGAAGUGAUGACCGUCUUGUGAAACUUUGGAGUAUUAAUGAGAAAAACAGUAUAGGCACUAUAAAAAACAAUGCAAAUGUCUGCUCUGUCCAGUUCUCACCUAGCUCCAGUCAUUUGCUGGCUUAUAGCUCUGCUGACUAUAGGAUCUAUUGCUACGACCUUCGAAAUGUUUCAAUUCCCUGGCGUAUAUUGGUUGGCCAUGAGAAAGCUGUUAGCUAUGUGAAAUUCUUGGAUGCCGAAACUCUAGUUUCUGCAUCUACGGAUAACACACUCAAGAUCUGGGAUCUCAAAAAAACAAGCGCAGACUCCUUGUCAACCAGUGCUUGUAUCUUAACCCUGAGAGGACAUACCAAUGAAAAGAACUUUGUGGGCUUAUCUGUCGCUGAUGGAUAUAUUUCUUGUGGCUCUGAGACUAAUGAGGUAUUUACGUAUUACAAGUCGCACCCGAUGCCAAUAACUUCAUGCAAGUUUGGGUCGAUAGAUCCGAUCUCUGGCAAAGAAACUGACGAUGACAGAGGGCAGUUUGUUUCAAGCGUCUGCUGGAGGCGUAAAUCGAACGUGGUUGUUGCCGCCAAUUCCACCGGCUGUAUAAAACUGCUGGAGAUGGUGUAGCAGUGAAUGGAGAAGAAGAUGAACAGUGAGUGGAGUUGGAAAGGGACAGCCAUUUUGUGAUGAUGUGCUGUUUUUGUGUGGCGUGCAGGAUUUGUGUCUGUGGUUGGCACAUCUUCAUCUUGGGGCACACACCGUACAAGUGCACAGAAUCUCUUAAAUACUGGUGUAGAGUUUGUAAAAAAAAUGUUGUAUCAGUUUGGUUGCCUGCUUUUAAAUUAUUUUUUUUUAAAUUAAAAAAAAACUUGUUUCUAGAGAUUUUGAUGUGUAUAAGAAGAAGAAAUUGGUGUCCAUUGA